GUUGGGAUGGAAUGAAGUGUCUUCCAGCUCUCUGCUUCUCCCUCUCUGCUUCUACCGCAGAGGGCAGAUCUUAGGAUCACAUUAGUGACAGACUCAAGGAUGGAAUUGUUGCUGUCAUGAUCCUCCACUGCUCUUCCGAAUGGUUGUCUGAAAGCUCUUUUCCCACUCCUUCACUGAAGAGGUACAGCAGGAGAAGAGAAUUACUGACCACGCUUGUCAGCAUAUUAGAGCUGGAAGAGUGGGAAAGUGUAGCUGCAUGCUAGCUUUGCUCUGUUCCCAUGCCAGCAGUGCCACAGCAUAGAGCCAGUCUACUCCGCUGACGGCUGCAGCCUUCCUGGACCCCAGGAUGUGAUGACUGUGGGGGCCCUGUAUGCAGUAUGCAGAGGCUCCCAAGACGGACUUCUGUCUCCAUUGCCAUUUUCUCAGGCAGGUCUGAGGGAAAUGCAGUGAGAUGAAACCUCCAAGGGAACCAAGCAGCGCACUACGGAGCGUCCUGCACUGUGUAGUGGGUUGUGACCGCACACAGGAAGGGCCUUGUCAUCCCCAAACCCUGUGGCAGGGUCACCCUCUUCACCAUUGCUCACUCGUCCCUCACAUUCCCAGAGGGUAAUGCUCCACAUGCCGAUGGGUGGUAGAGACCUCUGCUGUGCUUGAAUGUGAGCUCUUGUAUGUUAAAUCUGAGAGGCUUGAGGUACCAUCUGCCUAUCAUGAAUGAAUUCCCAUGAUUUUGGAAUGCCAUCCUGACUUGAGACUUUAUAUUUACAUGAAAGAAGAAAGAAUUUGAAUGACCCCUGAUAUUACCAUCUAUUGCAGACUCACCACACUUCAGUGCACUGAGUAAUAUGUCCUGAGACAGUCUGCCUGUUCUGGAAGCUAAGAAUGGCUAUAGUGGUAUUAAGACCUGGACAAUAAACCCAUCAAUAGGGUUACAUGUGAAUCUGGUGGACUGGUGGGGCAGGGAUGUCCAGUGUCAUGGCAGGUAUGACUGGAAUUCUGCAACUGUUGUCUGCAGCUCAUCCAUGCCCCCUAGAUCCAUGCCAGGUUAAGGUCCAGGAUGACACUAAUAGAGAAGAAAACUGCAGAACUGCUUGUGCCCAACUGUAACCAAGAGAUGUGACUACUGGAUGCUUACUGUCUGUGACUUUUUUUUUUUUUAAGGUUUUUUGUUUUGUUUUAAAGAAAACUUGUGUGUAUGUGUGUUCUGCCUGGGUGUAUAUCCAGGUACCAUGUGUGUGCCUCGUGCCCACAGAGGUCAAAAGAGGGCAUCAGAUCUCUUGGAACUCAAAUUAUGGACAGUUGUGAGCUGCAUUGUAUGUUCUAGAAACCAAACUCUGUAAGAACAAGGGCUCCUGGUCAGCUCCUUGCAUGUAACUUUUCACGGGAGUACCUUCUUAGAUACAGGUUCUGAUGAACGUUCUCCUUGCCUGGCCUUUCUGAAAGUGGAGGAGGUGGGGGCUUUGGAAAGUGGCUACUAUAGUGUUGCUGGUCCUUCGUGUGAUUGUUCAUCUCUUGAAUCUACUCUGCCAGUCUCCUGCGGUGGGACCCUGAAGUGCCUGGAAGUUGGUCUCUUAAACAACUCUGACUUCCCCAUUCCUGUAGAUAGAUCUGCAGAUCUCACGCAUGUGCGUGCACAAACAGAAAUUAUCCCGCUUGUAGGUCAGAUGUGUGACAACCUCCCAAGUGGUUCUCAAAAGUAAAACAGGCCAUCCUGUCACCUGGAACUCUGGUAUAGAAUAUGAGGGGUAGUGCUGAGGGUGGCAGUGUUUCUCAGCAUUUGGGGUGUUUAUAAGGUUCAGGGGACGGCACCGGCACCCAAAAUAGAACGAGCUGUUCCAGAGCCCCAGGGAUUAUUUUGUGAACAGAACUGGCCAUGCACAAGCAUCUUUGGUCAUCAUGAGUCCACUGUCUGACUUCCCAUGGACUCAGACCUGGAUGCUUGAACUCUUCUCUACAAUGUACACGUUCAACUUAGUACACGUUCAGCUUAGAAGGUGGAUACAAGGGGCUGGGGAUUUAGCUCAGUGGUAGAGCGCUUACCUAGGAAGCGCAAGGCCCUGGGUUCGGUCCCCAGCUCCGAAAAAAAAGAACCAAAAAAAAAAAAAAAAAAAAAAAAAAGAAGGUGGAUACAAAUUAUAUUCAGUACUGAAACCUUCUUUUUAGGCAGGGUCUUAACAGUUGCUUGUCGGUAACAGUGGAGUAAAAUCUAAUUAUUCAGUUUGAUUUAUUUGGACAUUUCUGCUUUAGAGCUGUUGGGCUACAGAGGAGGUGGGAGUUAAGUGGAGUCUUAAAGGAGACUCAGGCCUAGGAUAGGUUCUAGGGGUUGCUUUUAUUCGUGAUCCCAGUCAUUUGGACCCAUGCUGUGUCACAUCUCUUUAGAAUGGCCAAGGAUCUAAAAAAGACAGGGUGACAGUAUAAGCAACAAGUGAGUCAGUCAUUACAACAAAGUGUGGCCCCUCUGCCAGACAUUGCCUGUCUGAUGUUUCCACAUCAAAUUUUCCAUCUUGAAGUGCAAAGAUGGUUUUGUCAGUUGGGUUUGGGGCAGCUCACAAGUACCAACUAAAAGCCUAGAGAAUGCCCACCCCAGCUACUGCCAACAGCUGGUGGUCGUUACCUCCCACCCAUAUGUGCUCCUGUUUCAGUCAGGCAGCUCUGGCUGUGCCCAUUCCUUCUGCUCUAGUGACUGGGAGACCACCGGGGAGGAGAGUCCCCAUUCCCUGACCACAACCUUUUCAACUCUGGUGGUGUAUUGAUCCACCCUGCUGUGAGGCUCUGGCCUAAGAUGUGUACCCAACGUCUUGUGUGGUCUGCUCCUGCUGACCUCGUGUGUCUCGAGGGUUCCUCCUCCGCCCAACCUACUUAAGGUAAGAUCCUUUUCUGCCCUUGUCCACCCACUCAGGAAGAAACACUGAAGAUUUCCUGCUGUGUGGUUCUGGGUCUUUCAUAGGCCGUCUCUGAAAAGCUUCACAUUAUCAUGAUUCUCAGUACCAUAUACUUAUGAGCAGUCCCUGGGUCACUAGGGAGGCAAGCCUUUCUCUGCCAUCAAGUAUGUGUCCUACAGGACAAGUGAUGUGGAUGGAAGACUGACCUCACUGUUAGGUCCAGGUUGUUUUCUCCAGAACUGGGAAUUGAGUCCAGGGCCUCACACACACUGAGCACAUGCUUAACAAAUGAGCUAUACCCUAGCUUCAGGUCCUAAUAAUUCUUUUAAUACAAAUGUAUGAUCAGGAAGACCUGUUAGGCAGUUGAAGGCUCAGAAGGCAUUUUGUGGAGAGUGGAGAUGAGAUUCUAAGUGCAAUGAGAAGCCUUUAGUGGGUGUGUCCCAGUUGGCCUGCAGCUGUGUAGGGGAGGCAUUUGUUUAGAAUAACAGAAUAGAGGAGCGAUGAGGCAGUAUGAGGAAGGAGCCUCAGAAGCCUUCCUGAAGUGAAGCUGAGACCCACCCUAGAUCCUAGCCUUUUGGUCAGUUCUCAGAACACCUUUGCCUAGGAUUUCAAGGUCAAUGACCACCUUUGAUGCCCUUUGUGCCUGUGUUACAGUUCUCUCACCAGCCCAGUUCUGCUCCAAGAGAUCCAUUUUUAAAACUGCCUUAAAGUUUUACUAUCUUUGCAUUUUGUUACCCAUUGAUCCCUAAUCUUUACUAGACUAGAACACAACCCUGUGAGCACUUCUGUCACUCCCAUCUACCGAAAUACACACACACACACACACACACACACACACACCAGAGAGAGAGAGCGCGCCACAGAGACACUCAUAAACACUGCUCACUGUCCUGUCAUUUCAGGCAGGUCUGGGGCCACAAUCCUCCAGGGAUUUCUCUUCCCCAGCAAGCUGGUCUGGGGCCACAAUCCCCCAGGGAUUUCUCUUCCCCAGCAGGAAGUCCCAGUGGUAAGCCUCUGGCUGCUUAAAGGUCCCUGGCCCUGCCUCCCGGGACAUCAGUGGGGCGGGGACUCAAUUCCGGGGGCAACUCGUCCUGGGAGAGCUAGACGGAAGCACUGGGACUGACACGUGGACUUGGGCGGUGCUGCCCUGUGGGUUGUCCUAGGUCUGAGGUGGGAGGGCACGGUGCACAACGGUGCCCAUGCCAUCCCAGCGCUCUAGCCUGAUGCAGCCAAUCCCAGAGGAGACCCGCAAGACCCCUUCUGCGGCAGCAGAGGACAAACGGUGGUCCAGGCCUGAAUGCCAGCUAUGGACGGGGAUGUUGCUCCUGGGCACCUGCUUGCUGUACUGCACGCGUGUCACCAUGCCUGUCUGUACCGUUGCCAUGAGCCAGGACUUCGGCUGGAACAAGAAGGAGGCUGGUAUCGUGCUCAGCAGCUUCUUCUGGGGCUACUGCCUGACUCAGGUGGUGGGCGGCCACCUUGGGGAUCGCAUUGGAGGUGAGAAGGUCAUCUUGCUGUCAGCCUCUGCCUGGGGCUUCAUCACUGUCACCACACCACUGCUUGCCCACCUCGGCAGCGGCCACCUGGCCUUCGUGACAUUCUCUCGAAUACUCACCGGUCUGCUCCAAGGUGUCUACUUUCCAGCCCUGACCAGUCUGCUGUCCCAGAGAGUGCAGGAGAGCGAGAGAUCCUUUACUUACAGCACUGUGGGUGCUGGCUCCCAGGUCGGGACUCUGGUGACUGGGGGCAUAGGGUCUGUGCUCCUGGACCGGUGUGGCUGGCAGAGUGUCUUCUACUUCUCAGGCGGCCUCACCUUGCUCUGGGUGUACUACGUGUACAAGUACCUGCUGGAUGAGAAAGACCUUGUCCUGGCCCUGGGUGUCCUGGCACAAGGCCUACCUGUGACCAGGCCCUCCAAAGUGCCCUGGAGACAACUCUUCCGGAAGGCCUCUGUCUGGGCGGUAAUCUGCUCACAGCUGUCCUCAGCUUGCUCUUUCUUCAUUCUACUCUCCUGGCUACCCACCUUCUUCAAGGAGACCUUCCCCCACUCCAAGGGCUGGGUCUUCAAUGUGGUACCCUGGUUGCUGGCAAUUCCUGCCAGUUUGUUCAGCGGGUUCAUCUCUGACCGCCUCAUCAGUCAGGGUUACAGAGUCAUCACGGUGCGUAAGUUCAUGCAGCCCUGUCCUGCAGGUCAUGGGCCUUGGUCUGUCAAGCAUUUUUGCCCUGUGUCUGGGUCACACCACAAGCUUCCUCAAGUCUAUGAUCUUUGCGUCAGCGUCCAUUGGCUUCCAGACCUUCAACCACAGUGGUAUUUCAGUCAACAUUCAGGACCUGGCCCCAUCCUGUGCUGGUUUCCUGUUUGGUGUAGCCAACACUGCAGGGGCCUUGGCAGGUGUGGUAGGCGUGUGUCUAGGUGGCUAUCUGAUCGAGACCACUGGCUCCUGGACCUGUGUGUUCCACCUGGUGGCCAUCGUCAGCAACCUGGGACUGGGCACCUUUCUGGUGUUUGGGAAGGCACAGAGGGUGGACCUGGUACCCACUCAUGAGGACCUCUAGCUUCCUGACGAUCAGUCCCCAGGACAUGACGUCAGCAGCCUAAAGACAACAACUCUGUCGGUGAAACUCUGGGAACUCCACCUCGGAUGUAUGAGCAGACAACAAGACCACAGUCUCCUGGGGAAUCCAAAUGAGUUGGAGAGAUAGCCUGAGUGCACACAGGAGUAAGGUCAUGACUCCACAAAUGCUUGCUAGUCCUGGCUUCUCUCAGGUUCAGUGGGACUGCUGCUGUUAAGGAAGAUACAUUGCCGAUGGGAGGUCUCCACAGCCUCAGUCCAUGAGGGUUGUUUCCCCGACAAGAUUUCUCUGUGUUAAGGAUGCGUUGUGUGCUGGUAGAUGUUCAUGGGGCAGUUCCAACCCCCACCUGCUCCAGGCAUCUUCCUAUCUCCAUCUCUCCAGUAACGAUACCCUAAGAAGUCUGUAGACACUAGACCAUGUCUCCAUAAGACAGGCCCACAGUUCAAAACCACAGAGAAGCCAUGGUUUCUGCUUCUCUCCCAAAGUCAGGCUGCCACUCCAGCUGGGCCAGUGUGCGGUAGGCUAGAGGUCCUUGCCUGCCUUUGCAGACCCUGGUUCCCAUCCUGUGGAUCUCUCAGCACUACUGAUGUGUCCUGGGCUGGCAGGUGCCUGGAAGUCCUCAGGCUUUGCCUGGACACUCCAGACAGCACAGACCCCAGAACAAGGAGGAACACCCCCACCACACACACACACACACACACACACACACACACACCCAUCUGGCCUUGUUUUUCUACCUCCCCUCUUAUUCUUUGUAGAGCUGGUCAUUUCAUGAGCUGAUCAUGAAUUCUCCAAGAUGCAUAUUAGAUUAUCUUUAUAGAUAUGGUGAGUCUCGCCAGGGCCUUAUUUAAGUGAAAACCAUUAAACUAUUUAAAUAUAA
Messenger RNA from Rattus norvegicus (Norway rat), 6333 nucleotides. RefSeq names its product solute carrier family 17 member 9 (gene Slc17a9). Gene Ontology annotation, molecular function: purine nucleotide uniporter activity; transmembrane transporter activity. Gene Ontology annotation, biological process: purine-containing compound transmembrane transport; transmembrane transport; ATP export. Lineage: Eukaryota; Metazoa; Chordata; Mammalia; Rodentia; Muridae. Gene Ontology annotation, cellular component: transport vesicle membrane; membrane; chromaffin granule membrane. The record is from RefSeq and is a predicted model, not a curated record.